AGGCACUGAAGCUCAUGCGCUACAUCGCUACCUUGCCUAGCCUACCUCAUUCAACACGUCGAUUUAUGAAGUAUGAUAAGCUGGGGAUGGAAGAUGCACCUUUGACAUGGCCUGCACAAACCAAUCAGCUUUCGAGUACAUCUCGAAUGCCAGGCCAUUCCUGGUUGACAACCUCAAAAAUGCUAAACUCAUUGCAGAGAGGCUUCAAGAAAAGGUUAAAGGAAGAGAGUUUGCGGUGUUUAAUUCAUAUGAGGUGAUGGCAGUCACUUCAGAAAAGCAUUCUUUCGAUCAAAACCUAAAACUUUUAGACAUGGUCACCAAAAAGGGGGAAGAUGCCUGCUCUGUAUUCCUCAUGAUUCUGCAUGGUGAAAGAAACAGGACUUUACCAAAGGAGUUCCAUCCCUGGAUCACCUGUUUCGGAGAUGAGCCAGAUAUGGAGCCCACAGGCUCCAAACCUUGUCAACAAUACCAGAGCCAACUGAAAGCAAAAGCCAAGAUUAUACUCAAAACUCACACAAAAGAAAUGAAAUCUCUCUUAGAUGACAAGAAUUUGGAAAAUUCCCUUUAUGCAAAACUUGUGCUGGACAGAGAUGAGCAGAGCUGCCCUAUGUCAACUAAAUUUAAAGUGAAAAGCAAGAAAUACAAGAAAUGCCGGUCUAAAAAGCUGAGUACCUACAUUCCACAGAAAGAACUAAAGUUAUCUCCUGAAGACCUCCUGAGAUGCAAGAAAGAUAUUCUGCUCACUGGAAAACCAGGAAUCGGAAAGACAACAGUUACUCUGGAAAUGAUUAACCUCUGGACAAACAUGGAAAACAGAAAACUGAACUAUCUGUUUUACUUUGAUAUGACACUGCCUGACAUGUCAAAACCAAUAAGUUUGGAAUCUUUGCUGUUUGAUGCAUAUGUUGAACCCCUUUCAAACAGAGAUGAGGUGCUACUGGACAUCAAGGAGAACUCUGAACAUGUUGUCAUAAUAUUUGAUGGCAUCAAAGAUAUACCUUCAAACUCUUUCCUGCACAAGAUAAUGACCAAGGAACUUCUCCCCGAGGCCAAGGUUGUGGUAACUUGCAGGCCAGAAUGUGAAGAGAUCCUUCCAGAGUGGGAACCCUGUCGAGUUAGUGUGCAGGGGUUCAAUGAAGAAUCACUGAAGGCUUAUUUGUCCCACAUACUCAGAGAUAAACCUGAUGCUGUGAAUUUUAUCAUGGGGAAUUUGAGCUGCGUAGCCUCUGCCAUGUCCCUGUUCAUGCACUCAUGGUUGCUGCCUUUAUGCUGUUUCAUAGUGCUGAAGCUCCAAACCUUUUUACAGCAACUGAGAUCUAUCUCAAUAUUUUCCGACAUAUAAUGAAGAAAGGUGAACCAGGCUUAAAGUUGAGGCAACUAGACCACUUCAUCCAGCGCAACAGAGAGAAGAUACUGCAUUUAUGCAAACUUGCUUUUAGUGCAAUUAAAAAGAGGUCCAUCAUUCUACAAGACUGUGAAGAUAAUAACAUUGAGCUAAAAUUUCUGAAUCAGCUCACAUUCAAGGAUGGUCCCACUUUGGCAAAACCAUAUUGUAGUUUUCUCCACAACACAAUGCAGGAGUUUUUUGCUGCUCUAUUGCUGCUUGCUAAUCCAGAAGAUAUAGAUGGAGUUCUUCAGGACUGUAAAAGUGAAGAGGGAAAACACAUGAGGCAUGUGAUUCCUUUCCUGUGUGGUCUACUGUCUGAGAGAAAUGUGUCAUUGGUUAAGUGUCUAUUUUCAGAAGAACACAUUAAGCUAGUAUCAAGUGGAUUCCAUGAGAAACUUUUUAGUGCAUUCCUCACUACCCAGGCAGAUGAAGACGAGGCUAUCCCAGAGGAUUAUGAGGACUUUCUGUUUCUCUGCCAGUGCUUGUUUGAAAUGCAGGCACCAUUGCCAUGUUUUGUGUUCUUCAGCAAAAUUAAAUAUUCUUUUGAAUUGGUGGAUGGGAAUAUUGACCCUUAUCAGUGCUGUGCACUGUCUUAUGUUAUCAAACAGUCCAAUGACCGGAAGAUUGAGUUGGACUUGAACUGUAAUGUUUCUGAACAAGUUCUGAAGCUUGUUGGUGACUGCAGUCAGCACAUCAGAGUUGAUUCUUGCUUGCAAACAAUUUGGACAACUGCAUUAAACUCUCAAAAUCCGAUGCUUUUCACUGGUCUGCUGAAUUUGUUUGGACCAGAGUUUCACCUUCCAGUGUGGGAACCAUUAGUGUUUGAGAAAGCAAGAGAAGUGAUAUGCCAGAGACAAGAGAAGAUAAGCCUCAUCUUGCACUGGGAUCCUGCCAGUCAACAUCUGAGCGAAGCUGUUUACCACCUUGUCCUUAGUGUUCUUCCACAACUCAACUCCAUCAGAUUGACACCACCUCAAUUUGAGAUUAUUUCCUCUGACGAGUGGGGAGUGAGAGAGAGGUCAUUUCAUCUGCAUCUGUGUUUGAUUGCUGCUCUCUGUGAGGAAGAAUCUGAGGGGCAAUCUGUAGGCCAACUCGCUACAGUCAGGAUACUGUUCACACUCUUCAGAGUUACCAAUGAAUCUGAUUUCCUCUUAGAGCUUUACUCUCGUGCAAAAGACUCUCAACAUCCCCUGAGUCUCAUUCAGGCAUUACAGCCAGUUUAUCAGUCAGGUCCUGAGGUCUGGACCAUAGUCCUCUCAGAGGGAAAGGCCUCCCUGUUCCUAGAAGUGUUGAAAUUCCAAACACAGAAGAAACCAGUUGAGCUGAGAGGCUGGUCAAAUGAAGAGGAUGAAUUGAGGGUUUUCCUUUGGUGUCUGCCCUACAUAUCACAGCUCAGAUUCCCUGAACCCCAAGAUGGCAGCAUUUCCUCUGAGGAGUGGAAACAGAGAGUGAAGACAUUCCAUCUGGAUCUGUGUCUGCAAGCAGCUCUCUAUGGCGGGAAAUAUGUACUCACCACUGUCAGGACACUGCUUACACUCUCCAGUGUUUACAAUGAAUCUGAUUUCCUCUUAGAUCUGUACUCACAUGCAAGAGGUUAUGAAUCACAAACAGGCAGGAGUUUCAUUUCAGCGCUACUGUUAGUUUAUCAGUCAGCUCCUGGAUGCUGGUCCAUAGAUCUCUCAGAGAGGAAAGACUCUCUGCUCUUGGAAGUGCUGAAACUCCAAACACAGAAGAAACCAGUUGUGCUGAGAGGCUGGUCAAAGGAAGAAAAUGAAGUGAGGAAUUUCCUUCAGUGUCUUCCCUACAUAUCACAGCUGAGAUUCCCUGAACCUCAAGAUGGCAGCAUUUCCUCUGAGGAGUGGGAGCAGAGAGUGAAGUCAUUCCACCUGAAUCUGUGUCUGCAAGCAGCUCUCUAUGAUUUGUACUCUCAUGCAAGAGGUUAUGAAUCACAAACAGGCAGGAGUUUCAUUUCAGCACUACUGCCAGUUUAUCAGUCAGUUCCAGCACGCUGGUCCAUAGACCUCUUAAAGAGAAAGGCCUCACUCUUCCUAGAAGUGCUCAAACUCCAAACACAGAAGAAACUAGUGGACCUCAUAGGCUGGUCAGAUGAAGAGAGUGAAGUGAGGAGUUUCCUUCAGUGUCUGCCCUACAUAUCACAGCUCAGAUUCAGUGGAUAUUCUUCAGAUUCAAGCAAUGCAGUCAAGUUCCUGGUGAAUCUCGGUGGUGCAGCAGCUGGGUGUGUUUCAGAUACAGGAGAGAGUUUCUCUGAGCUCUUGUCCUCUGUGUGCAGCUACAGCACUUUCCAUUUUGAUUAUAAGGACCGCUCUGACCAGAGUGAUGUGCUGCUAGAACUGUACUCCUGUGUGAAGCUCUAUGAGUCUGAAACUAGCAGGAGGCUCCUUCCAGCAUUUAAGCCGGUUUACCAGUCAGGUCCAGAACUCUGGUCCAUAGACCUCUCAAAGAGAAAGGCCUCACUCUUCCUACAAGUGCUCAAACUCCAAACACAGAAGAAACCAGUAGAGCUGAGAGACUGGUCAGAUGAAGAGAGUGAAGUGAGGAGUUUCCUUCAGUGUCUGCCCUACAUAUCAGAGCUCAGAUUCAGUGAAUAUUCUCCAGAUUCAAGCAGAGCAGUCAAGUUCCUGGUGAAUCUCGGUGGUGCAGCAGCUGGGUGUGUUUCAGAUACAGGAGAGAGUUUCUCUGAGCUCUUGUCCUCUGUGUGCAGCUACAGCACUUUCCCUUUUGAUUAUGAGGACGACUAUGAACAGAGUGAUGUGCUGCUGGAACUGUACUCCUGUGUGAAGCUCUAUGAGUCUGAAACUAGCAGGAGGCUCCUUCCAGUAUUUAAACCAGUUUACCAGUCAGCUCCAGAACUCUGGGUCAUAGACCUCUCAAAGAGAAAGGCCUCACUCUUCCUAGAAGUGCUCAAACUCCAAACGCAGAAGAAAACAGUGCACCUCAUAGACUGGUCAGAUGAAGAGAGUGAAGUGAGGAGUUUCCUUCAGUGUCUGCCCUACAUAUCAGAGCUCAGAUUGCAUAGUGGCUGUGAUGCCCAGUCUCUCCUACUGGAUUGUGCUGAUGUUGGGUCUAGAGAAGAACUGACUCUUCUGGUGAAGUUUCUGGACUUCAAUCUCAAGAUUGGAGGGGACCUAUACAGCUCUGAGUGCAGAUCUUUAGGGCGGGUGCUUAGCUGGGUAGCCUCCAGACUGGACCUCACCCUGACACCUGAGCACAUCUCUCUCAGGGGAGUCAGGCUGCUCAUCAGAGGAGUCAAUCACCAUAAAUUGAGGUUGAAUGGCAAGAUGGUGAUGAGGCUGGUCAGAGCAAUGAGGACUGGGAGAGGUUUGGCUCCAGUUACUGUUGAGGAGCUCAGCCUGGACCUCAACAGUACAGGUGUCUCUCAGAGAGUGCUGUCCAGGGUCCUGAGCGGCCUGGCUCUCCUCCUCAGACUCUGGACUGUCCGGUGUCUGGAUCUGACAUCUUGCAGGGUUGAUGGUCACUUUCUCAUCACCUUUCUCUGUCAUCAGGACCCUCUGAAGCUCAGACUGAAUAAGGAAGAUAUGCAGCAGCUGUUUCUGCUGGUGUCUGAAGUACAGGAAGUGGAACUCACUCAGUCCUUCCUGGAUAAGGUUGGAGGUGACCUGACCAACUGCACUUUGACCCCAGAAGUGCUUCUCUUCAUGCUUCAGCACUACUCUGGACCUGUCACUGUGGACUUCAGGAAGAGCAAGAUCACAGAGAGGAAUACUAGAGAACUCCUGCCCCUGCUGGACAGGAUACGGUUUAAGAGGCUCUCUCCAGGAUUCAUAAUGUCCAUCAUCAGAGAGAUCUACCAGACUCGUUCCCCUCAGUAUGUGAGCAGCCUGCUGAGGUCUACAGAGAACUACAUCAACCUGACCACCAGAGCCCUGGAUGCUGCUGACUGUGCUGCCCUGCGUUUCACCUUACAGCACAGCCAGGGGGUCAGACUCAACCUGAUGUGGACCUUCAUACCAGAGGGGGAGCUGGAGAACUUCCUGCAGUUUUCCAGCAAUGUCUUUCAGCUCAGUGUUGACAGGCAGCUGCUGUUGAGGUUCCUCAACUGCUGUUACUCCUCAGACGUCCAGCAGGGGGCAGCAGCAGCUCUUCUUCAGGCUCUGCAGCACAGACUGGACUUCUCCUGCUCCUCUGCUAUGGACCUGACAGAUGGGACACAGGAACCACCUCUGCACCUGAGACCGCAGGACUGCAGGGUCAUCUCCAUGGUGAUCCAGAUGUUCAACACCAACACUACGCUCACGCUGACGGACUGUGAUGUGGUGGAGGCGGGGCUACAAUACAUUUUCUCUGCUCUAGAAAGACUACGUCUGAGGUGCACUAAGGGCCAGCUGUUGCAGUUCCUGACGCUGGUGCAGGUCGGCUCUGAGAUAGAGUGUGUGAGGAGAGCCGUGUCUCUCUCCCGUGCUGUGGGUGGGGAGUUGGACCUCAGUCACACUGUGCUGGACGAUCGGGCCUGUGGAUCUCUGGCGCUGUUUCUGGAAUAUUCUGAAGGGCUGUCGGAACUGGACCUCAGCCACUGCCAGCUCACAGACCGUUGCCUGGAACCACUGCUCCCUCAUCUGCACAAAAUACAAGUCUUGGACCUCAGUAACAACAGCAUUACUGAUAAAGGGGCUCAGCAGAUCUACAAUACCGUCAAUAAAACAACCUCAAUUCAGACUGUAAGACUCUUCAACAAUGUGAUUAAGAGCAAACAGCUCUACCUUGGAGACAACGCUUUGAGCUGUGGUGAUCAUGGACAGUUUAGUGGUGAUAGAACCACUGGAUCUGAUCUGAUGUGGCUCCUAUUCACCUCCAUACAAUGCGUAGGAAAGGGAACAUCUUUUUACCUCUUCAGAACUUUUUUCAAUGCCAGUGGCUCUCAGGGAAAGAAUUUAUUAUUUCAAUUUAUUUCAAUAAUUGUAUUUUUUCCAUGUACUGUAUUGGGGACUUUGUCCUUAACUUUGUGCCUUACCAUAUAUCUCAUGCUGAAUUGUGGGUGUUCUGUAUUUUAUAUAUGUUUUAUAUUCUAUUCAUGAACAGUUAAAGCAAGCUUGUAAAGUUUUUGACUAGUAUGAAAUACUGUACGAUAGAUGUGAUACAAAAUGUGGUUAGAAUAUCAAAAACAGUUUUUAGGUUUCUCUUAUAAAAUCCAAUUGUUCAGAAAAUAACCUUCUACCUUCUGAAAAGUUGAAAUUUGAAUUGAAGUAGCCGAACACGACUGGCUUCAAUGCUCUUGAUACAAUGUGUGUGAUUUGUAGGAACUGUUCAUGGUUCAGUUCAAACCAUUGUUUACAUUUCUAAGAGCCAGCUACAAUAUUCAGGUACAUUUUUUGCGAGCACACACUGAGCUGACAGGUAGAGAAACAUUAUUUUUUUUAUGUAUUUAGAUGACACCUUUACCUCAGUCGACUUAUUGGACACAAAUUACAGAGACAUCUCCCUUGGAGCACCACAGGGUUAAAGGAGAAAUCCGGCGAGUUUUCACAUACAUCUCGUUUCUCGAGGGUCAUGCAAAUAGGAGCUCAUGAACAUGCCCCCAGAGUGUAGCACUGUGGCUGCCUGGCUGUGUUAGCUGCUGGCUGUAGCAACUUUAAACUAAGUAAAACCGAUUGUUUUCAGCCUUUUUUUUUCAGUACUGACAGUGACCUCGAGAUCUAUCUGAAAACUCGUCGGAUCACUCAGGGGCACAACAGUGGCAGCUGAACUCGAACCCAUGACUUUCUGGCGCAGUUUUCUGAAUUUUCAUGCAAAGUGUAUUGGAUUGAAAUGCGGACUCUACCUUUAUCAGCAGCAGCCAUAAAUCAUGUUUACAGCUUGUUCAAAAUAUUUAUUAUGGUUCGAAAUUUGUGGGCUCUAAUUUGAAUGACAGCAAAGAGCAAAGUCUGUCAGUGAGCAAAGUGUCUCAUGCAUGAAAUAAAAGCUAUUGUUUGGUCUGUGGGAGCAUUAAGAUGACCCACCGAUGUUUGUUCUUAGGAUCUUGAUUUUGAUAUUAAAGGAACAGAUAAAGUUAGCCAAGUUAUUAAAUUAGCUUCAGUUAGGCUUGUAGGUUGUAAGUGGUUCUACUGUAGAUUAUUUCUAACCCAUAACACUUUUUAACACAUUUAGAGAAUCUCCUCAUGAUGUGCCGGCUUCCCAGUCUUGGUACACAAUAGGUGAACAGGAAACAAAUUAAGUGGGUCUCCCAAACAAUAACAAAACACCCCUGUGGAGUGGCUCGGGACUGAAAGGAAGGGUGAGCUUCCUCCCUCUCUGGUGUGUUUUGCUGGUGUUUGGUUCAGAUAUAUUGUAGGUUGCUUCGGACAAAAGCAUCUGCUAAGAAACAUAAACAUCAACAAAUGUGACGUCAUCCAGCAUCGCUUACAGCCCCUUUAAGACUUGUCUCCUUUGUCGCCUUUGAUUUAAUAGAUAGUAUUGGUAUUUUUGUGAAACUGCCUAACUUGCAUUAGACUAGUCUAUAAGCAGGAUUAAGAUCCUAUCACUAAAGGUCAGUAUAAGAUAGUUUUGUGAAACCGGCCACACUGUUUCAAAGGCUUCAUGUUCACAGCCAACCAGCAGAUGGCGCCCAAAUAAUAUGAAAUCAAGUGUGCUCAUUCUGACUGACUGUCUUUUUUUUCUAUAUGUUUUUAUCCUCAAUUUGAAGAGUAGCUGAGUCCAAAAGUAGUUGUAGGCUAACUGGCAGAGCAAGACGCUGAUAAUGUCAAUGUUAUGGUUCGCUAGAAGAUUAUGUGUGUCAGUAUGUCUGCAGAAACAAACUUGUCUAUCUUCUACCAUCCCUGUACUUGAACAUGGUAGCUACAGUAAUAAAAGUGCAUGUCUAUAA
Alosa alosa (allis shad) is the source of this 8225-nucleotide messenger RNA. RefSeq lists its product as uncharacterized. The record is from RefSeq and is a predicted model, not a curated record. Lineage: Eukaryota; Metazoa; Chordata; Actinopteri; Clupeiformes; Clupeidae. The coding region runs from base 1252 to 6441 and encodes 1729 amino acids. The transcript has 18 exons.